This is a messenger RNA of Nematolebias whitei (Rio pearlfish), 1394 nucleotides long. It is a transcript of the gene fam131aa, whose product is annotated as family with sequence similarity 131 member A. The record is from RefSeq and is a predicted model, not a curated record. Lineage: Eukaryota; Metazoa; Chordata; Actinopteri; Cyprinodontiformes; Rivulidae. The coding region runs from base 49 to 1062 and encodes 337 amino acids. The transcript is spliced from 5 exons.
CAGUCGCGUUGGUUCACGACGCCCUGGAUCCAUCUCUGCGCGUCCAUAAUGAGGCUCAGCACCAGGAGUAGUGAAAGAAUGGAGAGGCAAAGAGAAAAAGAGGUGAAUUUUGAAGAGACUGAAAUGAUUCCAAAGUCAGGAAAAUCUCCAGCAGACUCCAGGAAAAGUGUGGGCAUCCAUGAAUUUGCAGCGCUCGCCAGAUCUUCCUUGAAUGGCAUCUCUCAGGCCGUGAGGGACCAUGUGACGAAGCCCACCUCUCUGGCUCAGGGUCGGGUCGCCCACCUCAUCGAGUGGAAAGGCUGGCCCAAACCCACAGGUCCUCCACCGGGCACCAACUCCCAGUUCAACUCUUACAGCCAUCUGACCGAAGGGGAGAAGGAGGCUCGGUUUGCUGCAGGAGUGGCGGAGCAGUUUGCCAUUGCUGAGGCUAAACUCAGAGCCUGGGCGUCACUGGAUGAUGAUGAGGAGGAAGAGGAAGACUCCAACGAUGAGGACUCCCACACCAAUGGACAGACUCGCACCCUGUCCACCCAGAGCUCAGACACGGCCGUGUCCGAACCCAUUGGCGGAGUGCCAUGCCAGCCUGAGACCCGAGACGUUGAGGUUCCACCCCCAGAUUGUCUUGUAAACUCCAGCAGCACCAGUCUGCUCCAUGAUCAGCCUCCAGCUCAGGCCAACUCACCUACGUCACGGAGCGACUGCAUGUGUCCAUUCUUGGAGGAAGAAGAAGAAGAGGACGAGGAGAGGCUGAGCGGUCUCGAUGAGCAGUUGGCUUCUUUGCAGGAGCAACACGGCGAGGUCUGUGUCCACAACAAGCCGGAGUGGAGGUCCCGGAGCAGGAGCAGCAGGUUCGACUCCUGCUACUCCACCUCUCACUCCGAGUCUCCUGGAGAGGAGGAGGAAGAGGACGAGGAGGAGGAUGGCAGCGUGUUCCAUGAGCUUCGGGUUUGGCACUGGAACCCCAGGGGCUUCUCUGACCGCAGGUCUUCUGGCGUGGCGUCGUUUGAAGAAGAGGAGGAGAGAGAAGAGGUGGAUGAAGAAAAGAAGGAGUACUUGAUGUGAUGUCUUAUCCAUCUUUGUGUCUUCUUGAGUCUGUGUAGAGUCUGUACACCCCGCUCCUCCAACUCUUCCUCCCUCAUCUCUCCCUCCAUUUGAAGCAGUUCGCCUUUCCUCCUCCAGGCCUUUCACCGACUCCAUCCACGGUUUAUCUCCGCUGUAAACAGAGUCCAUGACGGGGAGGUCACUGAGAAUGUAAAGCUGUUGUUCCAACUGAGUUUUGUAUAUUUUUGUGAAGAGUCGUGUGCUGAUGUCGAGUUGUUUUUCUAUGGAUAUUUUGUAGUGCUGUUUAUUUUUAUUCUUUUGGGUCACGCCGUUUGUCACGUGGGUUUGAAAUG